Messenger RNA from Chironomus riparius, 5296 nucleotides. NCBI's taxonomy places the organism in Eukaryota, Metazoa, Arthropoda, Insecta, Diptera, Chironomidae. The record is from the annotation of a GenBank genome assembly.
AUCCCUAAAACGUAAGUUUAGAUUGGCAUUUUUAUUAAAGAAAUCAACUAAAGAUACACGAAAUAUCGAGUAUUUUACAUUAAAAUUUAAUAAAUAAGGUGUCAAUCAUGUCAGUGGAAUCGCCCGUAGUGAAAGAAGAAGAGACUAGAACAAAGCAGACACGAAAAAACAAAAACAGUAUUUUGUCGCUUACACCAGAACAAUUUUACAAAGAUUUACUUAAAUUUCAUGAAUCUAGAGGAACGCCGAUCGUCAAAUUUCCUCGAUUAGCCGGAAAUGGGAAGUUUUCUGAAAUUGAUCUGUACAAGCUUUAUGAUCUUGUCAUCAGUAGAGGAGGAUGGAUGAAAAUAAACUCAAAAAAUGAAUGGGCUGAUAUAGAAAAGGAAAUUGGAUUUCCUGAAAAAUGUGUCAACUCUGAAUUAGCUUUGAAGCAUAUCUACAUCAGAUAUUUUGACAAAUAUGAACGAUACAAUUUUCUUGGAGAGGAAAAAGAAAGGAUUGAUGAGGAUGAAGAAGAGAAUCGACACAAGAGAUGGUCUGCAAGAACAUUGCAUUCAAUUCCACAAUCUUACAAUUAUAAUCAUCAUAAUAUUUCAAAUUCAAUAAGAGAAGCUAAUAAGUUAUCUACAAACUUGUAUCAAGCAUCAGAAUAUGAUAAAUUGUCUAUGGCACUUUUAUCUCCUCUUCCAAAUGAACAGGACUUUGCCAUCAAUGUUUUAACUUUAAUGAGUAAUGAAUGCAAACAGACAUUAAGAUUAGGAAGAUGUCCGCGACUAAUUGGCAAUUUGCUUGCACAUGCUGGAUGCUACGAACAUUUUAAUUUAAGAGAAAUGUUCCAUGAAUUUUAUUCAAGCGUUCGAGGACAUUCACAAGAGAAAUUUUGGAAAGACUUACUUAGUCAUAAACCUGAUUUACUUUAUCUCGUUUACGAAGAUACAUUAAGUAACGAAGAAAUUAAAGUGGAAGAUGAUAUGAAAAGAAUAAUUUAUGGCACACAUGAAGCUCCAUCGAAGGAAAUCGAAGACUUUAGUUUUUUAGCAUUGGGACGAGGUUUAGGUACACAAGAAUAUAUUGGACAAAGAAUACAUCAAGUGACAACAAUUAUAAGAAAUUUGAGUUUUUUUGAAGAAAAUGGUCCAUUGUUGGCAAAUGACAAAACUCUCUUGCGAUUUCUUGUUAUGCUCGCAAAUUGUCGGUGGAACAAUCUUCAUAUGAUGGCAUUAGAUGUUCUUGGAAAUAUUGCAUCAGAAAUUUCACUAAAAGAUCCAUUUUUGGACUUGACAUCUCGUCAUUUAUUUGGCUUGGUUUGUGAUGAAAUUGAAAGCAAAGAUAGAGGAACAAUCGUUGGAGCAAUGGAGAUAUUAAGUAAAUUAUGUGCCAAAGAAGAAAAUGAAGAGUUCCUUUUGAAGCAUUUGAAGAAAGAGAAUUAUGAUCAAGUUUGCACUUAUUUGCUUGUUCCAGACAUGAUGCUUUUGGUCUAUUCUCUUGAAUGUGUCUAUUCACUUUCAUCUCUUGGAGAAAAAGCGUGUAAUUCAAUUGUUGAUUUUCAUGGAAUGAUAGAAACUCUUGUCUCAAUGAUUACACUUGAAGCCCAAUCAUUAGGUCCAGAUUCCUGCAUACAAAUGAAAGUUGUUGAGACUGUUCCAACAAGACAAAUUUUUUAUCCACCAGCUCGUCCACAACAUAUGAUGCCACAAAAUGUAGUGAUUCAAAAGGGAAAUAUUCCAGAUCAGCAAAGAUCAUUGUAUCAAUCACCAACAAAAUUUAUUCAACCUCAAUCACAACAAAUGCAGCCACAACCACAUCAAUCUGAUACACAAGGCGAAUUUCCAAAUAAAGCAGAUGUUUUGAUGAAACAAAAACAAGCACAAAUGAUGCAAGAGAAUGAACAAUUUGCACUGGCAUGGAUUCGAAAUAAUUUUGAAUUGUCGCCUAGUUUAAUGGUGAAAAUUGAAGAGCAUGACAUGUACAGAAUGUAUUUAAAUGCAUGUACAAAAAUUGGAAGGAAAGGAGUUAUUUCACAAGUACAUUUCCCACGCUGUGUACGGUCAAUCUUUGGUGGAACUGUUGGCCCAAAUCCAGGAAAUUCAACUGAUCCCGAAAAGAUACCACAAUAUUAUUGUGGAAUUAAGCCUCGUGCAAUGACUUUGCCUCAAAUUUCAAACGAUUCUCAAAAGCCUGAAACUAUCAUUAUUCAUCCAGCAAACUCAUCAUCUACAGUUAAGCAAGAAAUCAAACCAGAAGACUCGUCUUUAGCUGCUCAAUUGAGCGGAAACAAAUCCGUGGCAGCAACUACAUUAUCUGGGCAAUCGUUAUUACAGCAAGCUUUAUCAUUAAGUCAGGCUGCUUUGCCAUCACAAAGUCCAAUUACUACUACAAGUGCAUCUUUAGGAACCUCUGGAGGAACAUCAACGUCCCUAAUAAAAAGUUUAUUAGCUAAUAAGGUAACACCUCCUAACAAUGAGACUAACUCACCCGCAAUUUGUACUACUACUACUACAAUGAGCAUGUCUUCAACUUGUGUGAAUUCAACGAAUGUCAAUAAUUUGCAUCAGGUGGCACAGAGACAACAAAUAUCACAAAAGCAAAAGCAACUGACAGAACAAUUGAAUGCUUCAUCAGUUGCGCCAUCAGCUCCAAUUGUUAAUCAACAUCAAAAAAUGGUUGUUACAAAUCAGCAAAAUGUUAUGAAAAUUGGUCAAUCCACUAUUAUCAAGCCUGGACCUUUGCCAACUAAUACAGUCAUGACUGGUAGUAAUGACAAUAAACAAGUUGUUGUAACGACUAAUGAUCCUCCACCAUUAGCUCCUUUAAGCACUCAAAGUAACAAGGCACCGACAAUUGUUCAGACAAUAUCAAUUAAUCCAAAUAAUCAAGAGAAAGUUAUUGUAUCCCAAAAAUUGACAGCAAAUAAAAUGCUUGUUGAUUUACUUGAUAAAAAAGGAACGGAACCACCACAUGUUUUUGGAAGUACAACAAUCAAAAGAAAAGCAGAAACGGAAUCUGAAGUUCCAGCAAAAAAGCAGGAUAUUGAAACUCAACGUCCAGAACAAAUCGUUUCUCCAUCUCCUAAAGCCGCUGAUUUGUAUGCUAAAUUGGCAGGAUCAAUACUCGAGGAUGAAGAUGAUGAAGAAGAAGACGAACAAGAAAAAUCAGUUCCUGCAAAAGUAAUUGAAAAGAAAAUAAUUGAAAUGAAGCCAACAGGUGGUGGUAGUCAGAUAAUCAGUACGACUCAAAUGCAACGUCAAAUUAUUAUGGGACCGAAUAAUCAAGUUAUUUUAUCGCCAAAUGCUACACAUCAAACAACAGCUACAAUAAAGACCGACUCGGGAAUUCAAACUGUUCCAAUCAUAUUACAGAAUAAUUCGAUGCAAGGAAUUCCAGCACCGACAAUUAUUCAACAACCUGCUCCAACACAAUAUAUAUUAGCGACCAAUCAACAGGGACAAACAUACGUCGUUGCUCAACAACCAAUGUCACAACCACAAAUGCCACAAACGGUAUUGCUAGCACAAACUCCAGGUCAAACUGGAGCGCAAGCUAAAACAAUCAUUAUACUCCAACAGCCACAAGGACAACAAAUUCAAGUUCAGCCUGCGCAGCAACAAAAGAUUAUAAUGACGCCAAAUGGACAACAAGUUAUCUAUUCGUCUCCUGUUCAACGUCAAGUAAUUGGUCAACCAAUGAUUCAGACAGUAUCUUCAGCAAAUACAAUAAUUCAAAAUACUGCAACUACUUCGCAAGGACGUAAAAUCGUAUUUACAAAUGUUGAUGGAACAACUCAAGGAGGAGCCAAAAUCAUCCAUAAUGUUCAGCAACAACAAACACCAACAAAGAUUGUUCAGCAUACGGGAGCUUCCCAACAGACAUUACAAGCUAUUGCUCAAGGACAAAAUAUAAUUGUCCAAAAGGGUCAGAAAUUUCAAAUUGGAAGCACUCAAAUCUCUCAAGUUAUGACACCAACUCAUCAAGCACCACAGAUUCAACAGGUUUCCCAACAAGUACAUAUUCAAGCAGCUACUCAGCAAAUUCAUAUGCAGCAAACUUCAAACCAACAAAUUCAUUUCCAACAAGCCUCUUCUGUAAACCAGCAAAUUCAAAUUCAACAAUUGCAACAAAAUCCAGUUACACAAAAUGUUCAAUCUAUUAUGGCUCCUACAAAAAUUGUUCAGAAAAUUGAACCAAAUCCAUCGGCAUCUCCACAAAAAGAAAUUGUUGAAAUCAAGAAAGAUGAACAUGUAGAAAGUCACACGCAAAUUUCAAAUCAACAGGAAUCGUCACAUAUUAAGGUCGAAAAUACUGAUAGUAAUGAAUCACAGCAAGGAACAAUGAUAAAAAUGGAAGAAACAUCUGAAUCUCAAAAAGAUAAAACUCCUUCAUCUUCAGGCUCGUCGUCACCAUCGCCAAAUCAAAAUAAGCAGACAAUAUCAAUUCAAAUUCCUGUUCCACAAUCUCAACUCGUUGGAGCUAAUGCUCAGCAAUAUACGAUCAAAAUAAUUCCUUCAAUGGACACAUCUAUUAAAAUUAAGGACGAAGAUGUUGAACCAAGUUGGCUUUAUAUUUGUGACUGGCGCGGAUGUCCAAAAAAGAAAUUUAAUUCUGCAAAUGAGGUUUAUUUGCACUCGUGCAGUGUUCAUUGUCCAUCAUUAGAUUCAAAUCCAGAUUUGUACUGCCAAUGGGGAGGAGGUAACAGCUUAUGUGAUAACCUUCCAAGAAAACGGUUCUCAUUAAUGACUCACAUUCUUGAUCGUCAUUGUACAGCAGAUGCAUUUAGAUUAGCAGCUCAGAAGAGAAUUGCUAACUUAGAAAGUGGUCAGCAGUCAACUACUCCUAAACAACCCUAUCCAGUGACUUUAUAUCGUCAACCAAACGCACAAUCACAAAACGAGAGUCAAUCGAAUCUUGCAAAUGGACCUACAAACAUUCAAAAUGCUGGUGUUGCUGCUAUGCAAGCAAUAAAGAGACACUCGAUUGAUUUUAUUCAUUUAAAAGAUGUUUCUCUUCAAGAUGAGACAGAAGGAACAGUCACGAAAAGUAUUCGUCUGACAGCAGCGUUGAUUCUAAGAAAUCUAGCCACUUAUAGUAGUACAGCGAAGAGAGCAUUGCGUUAUCAUGAAUCUCAUUUGUCACAAAUUGCCCUUAGUAAUUUGGAAUCGAAUCGUGUGAUUGCACAGGUUCUUUAUGAAUGCACGAGGACAGAAAUUUCACCUUUCGCUAGGCCUUAAGAAUUUAAUUCAAUUGACUAUUGUAGAUUUAAAUAAUAUUAUUACUAAGAAAUAAAGUUAUCCUUAAUCUC